Messenger RNA from Selaginella moellendorffii, 974 nucleotides. Its product is annotated as probable RNA-binding protein EIF1AD. NCBI's taxonomy places the organism in Eukaryota, Viridiplantae, Streptophyta, Lycopodiopsida, Selaginellales, Selaginellaceae. Gene Ontology annotation, biological process: translational initiation. Gene Ontology annotation, molecular function: RNA binding; translation initiation factor activity. The record is from RefSeq and is a predicted model, not a curated record. The transcript is spliced from 5 exons. Gene Ontology annotation, cellular component: nucleus. Bases 41 to 559 code for a protein of 172 amino acids.
UCUCCUCCAUCGCUAAACCCAUUUUAGGGUUUGAGUGAGGAUGAGCGGCCGGCGCAGGGGAAUGCGGCAGGCGCUGGAUUCGGGGAGCUGCGUCGAUCCUCGCGCGAGCGGCUUGUCAAUCAUGCGCGUUGUGGCGCUGCGCGGAUCUAAUCUCGUGGAGGUUGAAGAUGAGAAGCUCGAGAGGACGCUGUGCUUGCUUCCUGCCAAGUUCAGCAAAUCUCUGUGGAUUAAACGAGGGAACUACGUUUUAGUGGAGGAAUCAGAUCGCCAAAAGCUGCUCGACGCAAAUGCCAAAGUGACAGGAAUAAUCUCGCAGGUUCUUUACAGGGAUCACGUCAAAGAACUCCAAAAGACCGGGUGCUGGCCUAAAGGCUUUCAGCUCACUGAACCAAAGGGUUGUUCUCAGCCAGCUUCGACCAACAAGGACCUGCAAGUAGAACCAGCUUCCGGAAAUUCUAGUGAUGAAGAGGAUGAUUUGCCAGCUCUGGAGCAGAACACAAACCGAUCCAGAGGCGGGACCUUGUACUUGUCAUCUUCGGAAAGUGACGAAGACUUGUGACAAAGAUCUUCCUCGGACAGAGGAACUCUGGAGAGCGAUCAAGGAUUUUGUUCGAGACUCGGCUCCCGGUAAGUUUUUUUUACUUCGAUCAAUCAAUCGCUUCGAGAGCUGUUUGGACCAAGGCCUAGUGAUUAUCAGAAAGAACGGAGAUAAGAUGGAGUCGACUUGUCGAAGCUCGCAGCAGCGGUAAAAACUCUGUUGUGGCUCCAAGUCAAUUCCGCGCGACAAAAAACAAGAGAAGAGUGAAAAAACUCAGCUAAACGUAUGACAAUGAAGGCCUCCAAACAGACUCGAAGCAUAUCCCGCGCUAGAUCCUCUGAGCUGAGCUGACUUACACUCACCCCUCUGAUGUAUAACAGCCCAGCAAUUAAGCUAAUUUAAAGGCGGACGAGGAGUCUUUCGAGCGUGCGUUAAA